Messenger RNA from Rotaria sp. Silwood1, 1218 nucleotides. The record is from the annotation of a GenBank genome assembly. Lineage: Eukaryota; Metazoa; Rotifera; Eurotatoria; Philodinida; Philodinidae.
AUGUUAUCAUUUAUUCGUCUUCGAUAUUAUCAUAUCAUUCGUUUACCAACAAUACGUUAUGUUUCAUCAAAAAAGAAACAUGUUUCAUCAACAACAUCUAUUCUUCGUCAUAAUUGGCUUGAUAUGACAUCAGAAAUAUGUCCAACUGAUAUAUCAAAUUUAUCAUCGUCUCCUGAUUCUUCAUUUAAUAUACGUGUAAUACAAUAUUUAUCUGAUUCAAUAAAAAUUCGUUUAUCAUCAAAUAUAUUUCAACAUUUAUUAAAUUCAUUUCAAACAUGGUCACCAAAAGAAUUUUAUAAUUUAAUAAAUAUUCUUGGUUCAUAUGGUUUACAACCAGUUGAUGUUUUACGUUUAUUAAUUAAUCUUCCAUCAACAGAUAAAACAAUUAUUAAUAUUGAAAAUUUAAAAAAAUGUUUUGAAAAUUUAUUUAAAUUAAAAUUUGAUACAACAACAUGUUCAAUAUUAAUAUCAAAUGAUCCUAAUCUUAUACAAUAUGAUUUAAUUUAUUUACAUGAACGUUUAAAUGUUUUAUUAUGUUAUUUUACAAAACGUGAAAUAUAUAAAUUAAUACGUACACAUAAAAAAUUAUUUAGUGAAAAUUGGUUAGAUCUUGAUUAUAAAAUAAAUUAUUUACGUAUAAUGUUAUAUGCAUCAACACGUGAUAUUGUUGAAUCAGGUGUAUUAGCAUAUACAAUUGAUCAUAUACGUCAAAGAUAUUUAUUUGUUUAUCGUGCUGGUUUAUUUAAACGUGUUAGACGUGAAAAUGAAUAUGUUUUACAACGUAAUUUAAAUAUAAAUUUAAUUGAUAUAUUUAGUACAAGUUUAUCAACAUUUUUAAAACGUACAACAAAUAAUCUUUUACGUCAAGAUGAUUAUCAAGCAUUUAUUGAUUCACUUAAAUAUGAAAUAUUUGAUAAUGAAUUUAAACAAUAUUUAACUUUAGAUAAUAAUCGUAAACAUUGGUCAAAUGCUCAAAUGGCUAUUGAAAGAAAUGAAAGACGAAAUUGGAUGAGUGAAUUUGAUAUGUAUAAUAAUAAUCUUGAUGAUGAAGAUGAUAAUGAUAAUGAAACUAAUUUAACAAUUACAAAUGAUAAAUCUUUAUCUAUAAGAAAUGUUGAUGAUAAAUCAACUAUAUGGCAUUCAUUAUCAGAUUAUAAUCCUGAUCGACAUCGAAAAAGAAAAAUUUCACAAAAUUUUGAUCCAAAUAUUCGAUUAUAA